Molecule: messenger RNA, 1378 nt
Organism: Gadus morhua (Atlantic cod)
Lineage: Eukaryota; Metazoa; Chordata; Actinopteri; Gadiformes; Gadidae
Gene: trappc3
Product: trafficking protein particle complex subunit 3
Exons: 5
Coding region: 144-686 (180 amino acids)
Biological process (GO): Golgi vesicle transport
Cellular component (GO): TRAPP complex
Source: RefSeq, a predicted model, not a curated record
GCGCUCACACGUGCUCCGGGGCUGCACUUUGACAGCUGACCGGAAAACUACUUCCAAGGUUUUAAUCACGGGAAUUGCCCAGUGGAAAACAAAUAAAUAAAAGAUUAAUACAUAGCCAGCCGUCCGCUGUAACGUUAGACACAAUGUCUAGGCAGUCCAACCGAACGACAGACAACAAGAAGAUGAACUCUGAGCUGUUCACUCUCACUUACGGGGCUCUGGUGACCCAGCUGUGUAAGGACUAUGAGAACGACGAGGAAGUCAACAAACAGCUGGACAAGAUGGGUUACAACAUUGGCGUCCGUCUCAUCGAGGACUUCCUGGCACGCUCCAGCGUUGGCAGGUGUCAGGAUUUCCGAGAAACAGCCGAUGUCAUCGCUAAGGUGGCCUUCAAGAUGUACCUGGGCGUCACCCCCAGCGUGACCAACUGGAGCCCGGCGGGGGAUGAGUUCUCCCUCGUCCUGGAGAGCAACCCGCUGGUGGACUUUGUGGAGCUGCCCGACAACCACAACGUCCUCAUCUAUUCCAACCUGCUGUGUGGCGUCCUCCGUGGAGCCCUGGAGAUGGUGCAGAUGGCGGUAGACGUGCGUUUCGCACAAGACACUCUGAGGGGCGACAACGUGACGGAGAUCCGGAUGAAGUUCAUCAAGAGGAUCGAGGAGAACCUGCCGGCUGGGGAUGAGUGACUCUGAGGAGGAGGUGAAAUAGUGUGAGGGGCUGGGGGAGGGGUCCUUCACCUCACUCUGUCUCGCUGGACACAGGAUGGAGACAUUGAAAUGGUGAGAUCAACCAUUGGAUGGACACAGGAAUCGGGACAUGGCCCCACCUCUUAUUAUUCCAGGACUCAGGUUUGGUGCUUUCCAACGUCGGCGGUUACCUGUCCUGUCAGAAACGAUUAACCCAAACUUAUUUUAUUUUUAUUUGUCAGUGUUUUUCUCCUUUUUUCCUUAUGUUCUUUAUUAAAAACAGAAAGCACGGUUGCAGUUUCACCAGAGGGGUAAAGACUGGUUGCCCAAUUUUUUUUUUUUUUACUAUUACAACAUUUAUGUAAAACGGCUUAAUCUGUUCUUCAGGGAUAGUCUAUUCCCUCAGAGGUUUUGAGCUGUUUGUUUUGUCUUUGGUGAAGACAUAAGAAAAACGUGCAUCACAUAGAGCUGUCAGGUCCUCAGUCCAGCCAUGUCACCAUCAUGUAAAAAAAAGUUUCUUUUUUUCCUGUAAGGUUGUAAAUUAUCUUAAUCUUCUCAUGCAUUUGUUUGUUUUUCAGUUUUCUUUUGUUUUUGUCUUUUUAAUCAUACCAGAGGCUGCUGCGAGACUUGGUGGCAUGUUAACUUAUGGAGUUGGAUAUGUUGUGUAAUAAAGCGGGACAUAUCUAACGGUA